UCUAUCCCCUUCCCUCUGAAGUGUGCACAUCGGGUGUCUUGUUUCUUCCGUCUCUCCCACAAACCUUGAAUUACACCAGACAGCAUCGGCCGCAUCUCAAUCCCACAUUCCAUGGGCCAUGCCGUGCAGAAACAUUCCGCUUCCCUUCAGGGCCUACCUGGCACCGGCACGGCACAGACUGUUCAGGGCAUCCCCUGUCCUAUUCUGCAUUAUUCCGAAGAAAAAUCGCCCAUUGUCUGGAUCCUUGGCCUCGCCUUGUCGUCGCCUCCGUCCCUGGCCACCAUCAGCCUGCGUCCGCCGUCCACCACUGACCAGUCCUCCUCAGGCUCCUCUCUUUUCGACCGCAUGCGUCGACCUGCAGUCCGACAGCUGAAGAAACAUGUGUGCUAAUCAAAGAAACCUCGACAGAAUGCAGUCAACUCGCUUGCCAAAACCAG
This is a messenger RNA of Colletotrichum godetiae, 437 nucleotides long. RefSeq lists its product as uncharacterized. The record is from RefSeq and is a predicted model, not a curated record. Lineage: Eukaryota; Fungi; Ascomycota; Sordariomycetes; Glomerellales; Glomerellaceae. The transcript has a single exon. Bases 119 to 373 code for a protein of 84 amino acids.